This is a messenger RNA of Pichia kudriavzevii, 525 nucleotides long. RefSeq lists its product as uncharacterized. Lineage: Eukaryota; Fungi; Ascomycota; Pichiomycetes; Pichiales; Pichiaceae. Gene Ontology annotation, molecular function: structural constituent of ribosome; RNA binding. Bases 1 to 525 code for a protein of 174 amino acids. Gene Ontology annotation, cellular component: cytosolic large ribosomal subunit; ribosome. Gene Ontology annotation, biological process: translation. The transcript has a single exon. The record is from RefSeq and is a predicted model, not a curated record.
AUGUCUGACAAGAGCAGCAAUGUUAUGAGAGAAUUAAAGAUCGAAAAGUUGGUCUUAAACAUUUGUGUUGGUGAAUCUGGUGAUAGAUUAACCAGAGCAUCUAAGGUCUUAGAACAAUUAUCAGGUCAAACUCCAGUCCACUCUAAGGCAAGAUACACCAUCAGAUCUUUUGGUAUCAGAAGAAACGAAAAGAUUUCUGUUCACGUCACUGUCAGAGGUCCAAAGGCUGAAGAAAUCUUAGAAAGAGGUUUAAAGGUCAAGGAAUACCAAUUAAGAGCAUCCAACUUCUCCACCAGUGGUAACUUUGGUUUUGGUAUCCAAGAACACAUUGACUUAGGUAUCAAGUACGAUCCAAAUAUUGGUAUUUACGGUAUGGAUUUCUUCGUUGUUAUGGGUAGAGCAGGUUUCAGAGUUGCUAGAAGAAAGAGAUGUAGAGGUACCGUUGGUAAGUACCACAAGGUCUCCCAAACCGAUGCAAUCAACUGGUUCAAGGCUAAGUAUGAUGCUGAUGUUAUCGGUGCUUAA